AUGAAGAUUCCCUGCGGCGACGUUGUGGAGCUGGAGACCUCACUUCGGAUUCUCCGAAGACAGCAUCAUGCUCUUUAUCCAGUAUACAAGCUGUCCAUUCCCCCAGCCGACCAGCUCGUCAUUCCGACCAGUCAAGAGUGGCUCAUCAGACAUAUCAUGGAGGACCCUGUGAUAGCUCCAUAUCGUCCUGAUGCAAGCUAUGAGCGACGAUUCUGGAGGAGGAUCGUGGGUGUUUUGGAAGAUGUCGGGGUGAAGGAGAUUCAAGGGGAAAGUGAAGGCAGUGGAGAGAUAGAUGUCGAAAUCGAUGAGAGGAUCUAUACCCACUUAUCUGACCUGAUGGUUUCCGGUACAGCGACCGAAUCUGGAUCUCUGGUUGACCUACCAGGGCAGUCAUUCAGGACGUUCAUAUUCGACAGACCUGACGAGCCAAAUGAGCAUGCUCUAACGCUGCUAGAGGAGCAAAUGGCGAUUCAGGGUGGAAGUACGGGUCUGCGGACAUGGACCGCAAGUCUGCAUCUUGGACAAAUUAUUCUCUCCCAUCCUUCAAUCCUCUGCUCCAGUCACCACACGAGCCUAAAAGGAAAGUCUGUCGUUGAACUCGGAGCGGGGACAGGCUUCUUAUCUAUCCUCUUGGCUCAGCUUGGCGCGCGAGUGUCAGCCACGGAUCUGGGGGACGAUGUCGAAGGCGGUCUGGAAGAGAACGAACCGGUCCGUCAGGCGCCGCUCCGGCGACUCAGACACAACGUAGAGCUGAAUGGGAUGCAGAGUCAGAUCAGUGUAUCGCAUCUGGAUUGGAUGGACGCUUUAAAACCUGAGGCGGAACGACCAGAGAUCUGGCGCGACUCAUGCAAAGAAUCUCGCACAGUUGUCGCCGCAGAUGUGAUAUAUGAUCCAGAUAUUGUGCCCGCCUUAGUGAAGACUAUACAGGUUUUGAUCGAUACAGAAAACGAUGGCCCUUGGGGUCAAGCGAUCAUAGCCGCGACAGUCAGGAACAGAUCCACCCUGGAUUUCUUCAGGUCGAGCUGUGAGGAAGCCGGAAUGUCAAUCACGCUGCUCAACAUCCCGCCAUGUGAGCAAGCAGAGCAAAUUUUCUGGGACUCGGGUAUCGAUCAAGGCAGUGAUGUCGAGAUUAUGCGAAUCCACAAAUCGUCGACCAACUGCUGA
Kockovaella imperatae is the source of this 1164-nucleotide messenger RNA. RefSeq names its product putative methyltransferase-domain-containing protein. NCBI's taxonomy places the organism in Eukaryota, Fungi, Basidiomycota, Tremellomycetes, Tremellales, Cuniculitremaceae. Bases 1 to 1164 code for a protein of 387 amino acids. The record is from RefSeq and is a predicted model, not a curated record. The transcript is spliced from 8 exons.